Molecule: messenger RNA, 3084 nt
Organism: Trichoplusia ni (cabbage looper)
Lineage: Eukaryota; Metazoa; Arthropoda; Insecta; Lepidoptera; Noctuidae
Gene: AMPKalpha
Product: 5'-AMP-activated protein kinase catalytic subunit alpha-2
Exons: 7
Coding region: 226-1767 (513 amino acids)
Biological process (GO): protein phosphorylation; intracellular signal transduction
Cellular component (GO): cytoplasm
Molecular function (GO): ATP binding; protein serine/threonine kinase activity
Source: RefSeq, a predicted model, not a curated record
ACGUUUGUGAAGUUUUUAUUUGGUUCACUCAUUCGAAAUCACUUCCACUCGUGGAAAUAAAUACAAAAUUGACGUGUUUUAUUCAUAUCGAAUUGCGUAUUUUUAUUUACUAUGUCGUUAGUGUAAUUGAAGUACUUCAACGUUUUAAUAGGUUACGUUUUAUUGUGAUAUAAGCUCAUGUAUAGAGCUUUGUUUUUACUGUUUACUAUUAUUUUUUGAUGAAAGAUGGCUGAAAAAGUAGUCAUAACCAGUGGUAGCAACCAACCCAUCGUGAAGAUAGGUCACUACACGCUCGGGGCUACCCUGGGCGUCGGUACUUUCGGCAAAGUGAAAAUCGGGGAACACCAGCUGACCAAACACAAAGUUGCUGUUAAAAUUUUAAACAGGCAGAAAAUCAAGAGCCUCGAUGUGGUCGGCAAGAUUAGACGAGAAAUACAAAAUCUUAAGCUGUUCAGGCACCCCCACAUCAUUAAACUGUACCAGGUUAUUUCAACUCCAACAGACAUAUUCAUGAUAAUGGAAUAUGUCUCUGGGGGCGAGCUCUUUGACUACAUUGUGAAGAGAGGAAAGCUGCAGGAGCAUGAGGCCAGGAGGUUCUUCCAGCAGAUCAUAUCGGGUGUAGACUACUGCCAUAGGCACAUGAUUGUGCACCGAGACUUGAAACCUGAGAACCUGCUUCUAGACCACAACAUGCAUGUGAAGAUUGCUGACUUUGGACUCUCCAACAUGAUGAUGGAUGGAGAAUUUUUAAGGACUUCCUGUGGAUCACCUAACUAUGCCGCCCCUGAGGUGAUAUCAGGCAAACUGUAUGCGGGGCCUGAAGUUGAUGUAUGGUCAUGCGGAGUGAUAUUGUAUGCACUGCUCUGUGGUACACUGCCCUUUGACGACGAACAUGUUCCCACACUGUUCCGAAAGAUCAAAUCAGGCAUAUUCCCUAUACCUGAGUACCUUAACAAGAGUGUGGUCAGUCUGCUGUGUAUGAUGCUGCAAGUUGACCCCAUGAAGAGAGCCACCAUUGAGGAUGUUAAGAAACAUGAGUGGUUUCAAAAAGACCUGCCGGGAUAUCUGUUUCCAUCUCCCGUUGAGCAGGUAAUUACAGACAGCAGCGUGAUCGACACUGAGGCGAUAUCCGAGGUGUGCGACAAGUUCGGUGUGAAGGAGCACGAGGUACACAACGCGCUGCUGAGUGGGGACCCGCACGACCAGCUGGCCAUAGCCUACCACCUCAUCAUAGACAACAAGAGGAUCGCCGACGAAGCUGCCAAGGCUGAAAUAAAGGACUUCUAUGUUGCCAGUAACUCUCCCCCCGCGGCGGCCGAGCCCUCGCGGCCGCACCCCGAGCGUAUCGCACCACAUCCGCACCCGCAACAGGACAAGGCGAGAGGGACUCCCGUUAAGAGAGCUAAGUGGCACUUGGGCAUCAGGUCACAAAGCAAGCCCAACGAUAUUAUGCUGGAAGUGUUCCGCGCCAUGAAGGCGCUGGACUACGAAUGGAAAGUCAUCAACCCGUAUCACGUGAGGGUACGAACACUAAACAAAAUGACAGAGAAAUACGUGAAGAUGUCGCUGCAACUGUACCAAGUGGACUACAAGUCGUACCUGCUAGAUUUUAAGUCGUUAUCGGGUGAGAAGGAAGAUAUGGAGGAGGAGGCGGCUUCCCCGAUGGUAGCCGCGCCCCCUCCUCCCCCACCCACAGCCCCCCAGGGACACCACACCAUGGAGUUCUUCGAGAUGUGUGCCGCACUCAUCAUACAGCUGGCGCGGUAAUCACCCGCCAGCUAGCACCCGCCUGCGGCAGCGCGGCCAGGGUACAGCGACGUUGUCGUUAGUUUCGAGAUCAAAAUUAAUCAUUUCUUAUCGCCUGUCACCUGGCGCUUGCGAUCGCACCUGUACCGCGGCCGGCGCUGCCCCUGACGUCACGACGCCGGUCGCUGACCUUGUACCGCUGAUCUGUUAUGUUUGUGUCUCGCGAGUGUCGUGUUGCGGGUAACAGCCGACGCUGGUGCGAAUCCCCAUUCCUGGCCAACCUGUGUUCGUUGUUUGAGAGGUUGGUCGUCUUCUGUUUUGCCCCGAGCUCAACUAUACCCUUAUUGGGUAGCCCUACCGCCGCCCCCUGUAGUCGCCCACACUAGUGUGAUCGCGUCGACUAUUAGCCGUAACAGUACAAAACUAAGUUUGUAUAUACUUGUUAUCCCACUAAUUGGUAUGAAACGCGUGUCUAAUAAUUUCAAUAAGCAAUAUUUUGAUACAGUUACAUAUUUUAAAUUAACAUAUUAUUAAUCACUAGGCUUAACGGCUUUAUGCGACAUUCUUUAAAUCAAUUAAUGAUAACGAUGUCGAUACGAGAGUUCAUUAAUUAAAUUUGGGUGUUGAUUGAUAAAUUUUAAGUAUUACCUGUACAAUGAAGUUUGAUAAUCAGAAACCUUCCAUUGAUAUUGUGACUCCAAAGUUAGGAACCAUUGUGAUACACUACUGAGCGCUCGAUGCGCCCGCCCAAGGCGCGGGUCGCGGCGCGUCCGUGUCGUUAUGCUUGCGUGAUUUGACAAGAUCGCACGCUUUGCGAUUCACUUCGCCUCUUUAGCCUAUUAAUCAAUGCCUAUAGAAUCAAUUAAAUCAAUAUUAAUAAGCUUAAUAUUUGCUGGAAUCGUAGCUUGCGAACAAGCGACAAGGACGUGCGCGCGACAAAGAUCCCGCGCCGAAAUGAUCGAAAAAUAAUUCAUGUGAUUUUACCAAAGAUUACAAACGUUAAUUUAAGCAAAACUAGUGCCUUUUGUAUUUAUUACGAGCAUAUAAUUGUUAAAGUAAUAUCCAUAGCCUAAUUCAGAAUGUUCACAUGAAAGAUAACUGGCUGAAGUGACAAAUUGGGAGGUGAAGUUAUUUACGAAGUGUACCGAUUGGGAAUUAGUAGACUAGCUAGGACUUAUUAAUCCUAUAUUUAUAGAUUUACGGUAUGCAACUGAGUAUUAUUAUAUAAAAUGUUAAUUAUUUAUGUUGUACAGCUUUGAAUAUAUGUAUAGUAUUGUGCAAUUCCAAAUUUUACUUCCUUUAUUUUUAUGAAGUUAUUAAAAUCUCUUAGAGAUAGUA